CAACGCGGUUUAACGAGGCUGUGCGCUCAUUGGAAAGUCAUUUGUUUCCAAUGGAUCUGGCUGUCUGGAUUGGAUAGCUGGAUUACGCCCCCAAAYUGACAAGGUGGAGUUGGAAGAAAUUACAUGAGUGAGAAAAUGAAACCGUCAAAUAGGCUACUCGACUUUGCAAAUAGGAGCACCACUAAAAGUAUAGGCCUAUCCAUGGAAUACAAUUCCAGUAUCGUUUUCGCAAUCUGUCAACAGUUAGCGCUGGCAUGAAUAUAUGUUUAUGACACUUUCUUUCUCAAAAUGUUCAGUAGGCCUUAACACUGCAGAUUGUUAUUAAAUGUUAUAGUUAUUAUGCUAUACUUUGAAAUUAGUUUGAUGAUACAACAGCUAACUAAAAUUCCACUUAGAUAUAGGCAGCUGUCUGGGACAAAUAACUUUUACUAWAGUAUCGGUAGUCUAAAAGAUUUGCACUCGCUCAUUGUCCUCGGUUGGCAACGGCGGGUCGGAGAGCUAAAUGUGGAAAAAUAGUAUGGCUGUGGGUGAUGCGUUCGGCAGCGGGGAGAGAUCGAAAAUGCGGAUGUCUUUGCUAAGAGAAAUGGUCGGAUCGAGAGAGCUACGCGUUGAGUGGAAGGAGAAAGCAAGUGAGAUGGAGGCGGGGGGAAGUUCCCAUCUCUGCGGGGACUGGAGCGCCUGUGCCCUGGACCGGCGGCGCAGUGCUGGCUAACAUUCAACCCAACCCUUGUUCCACAACGAGCUCGACUCACGCUGAGACAGUCUUCAUGACCCAUCCUCGCCACACGGCUACAAAACCUGGUUUACCCGUGUUCAACAACAGCUGAAAGAAAAGUCGGGGUGGAUAGAACCGUAUCACGGUUAAAGAAAGUACAGAUGAAUGGAGAAAUGGACGCGUCCACUAAAGACCAAGUGUGGACGCAGGACGACCUUCUGAAUCUGCUAGAGGCCAUGAAAGUCAAUCUUCCCCAGAAGGACCUGGCCAAGUACAAGACRUCGGAGUCCCAUYUGGACUGGGARAAGGUGGCCUUCAACUCAUUCACAGGAGAGAUGUGCAAACAGAAGUGGAACGAGGUCUCCAAAGUGAUCCGUAAAUUUCGCACAUUAACAGAGCUGAUUUUCGAUGCCCAAGACUUCAUCAAGAACCCGUAUAAGGGCAAGAAGCUGAAGGUGAGCUGCAUAUCCUCUUUUUAUGAUAGACACUAUCAGUUGAUACUUUCACAGGUGACACAUUAUUUUCUUAGCAAAUUCAGUCAUCUGAUGAAACUGAUUUGA
This is a messenger RNA of Salvelinus sp. IW2-2015, 1275 nucleotides long. The record is from RefSeq and is a predicted model, not a curated record. NCBI's taxonomy places the organism in Eukaryota, Metazoa, Chordata, Actinopteri, Salmoniformes, Salmonidae.